CUUCUUAACUACAAUAACGCAAGGAAAGGCACCAGGACCUCUUUCCACAGUUGCGACCGAACUCAACACCCGAACAAUACCCCAAGAAUGCGCUUACGCAGCUAAGCCCGGCCGGCCUCCUAGGAGGCCGCAUCAGCAAUAUCAUGUCGUUCUUUGCGCGGUGCAUUUCGGGUAGCUCCCUUAAAGGUCUAGUUGACAAUGAUGAGGACCUGAACACAAGCAGCACCACAACUACGCCCAACGACACGGCGCACGGUGGCAGCAAAUUUGGAAGCCGCUCCUGGAAGCGGCUGUCCACGCGCUCGUCGCGCUCGUCGCUGAACUCGCCGAAGAAGCCCUUGGGGGCUGCCAGCACUCCUCCUUCCAGUCUAGCAAGCUCUGGCAAUGAUGGAGGAGCAACGGCCCUGCGGCCAUCGAUGGAGCCGGUUAUGGAGCGCACCCGCAGCGCGCUGACGGACCUGGAGGCAGUGAAGUUCCUCAUAGAGGACUGGUCGCACAAACACUGGAGGCCAGCAACGCCACAGGACCAGGAGUGCUUGGACCGCAUCGAUCAGAGCGACAUCAAGCCCCUGGUGGCGCUGGGUGAGGGCGCCUACGGCUCCGUCAACCUGUGCCGCAUCCCCAUGUCGCGCCUGCCCUGCGGCGGCGUCUCCUCCGCUACAGCACGCACCGCCUCCGCCGCCGGCCACGCCAUGCCGCGACACGUCAUGUCUCAGCGCGAGCUGGCGACCAGCAGUAUGCCGCUGGGGCCGUCGGCCCCCAGCAACCCCACCAGCAACCGCAACUCAGAAUCGGGCAGCGCCCAACCGCAACAGCAACAGCAGCAGGCGGCAGCGGCGACGAGGCCCGGGAGCGCGCCGUCGCAGCGGACGCACCACCAGCGGGCCGCCAGCAGCGGCGCGGCCUUCGGGCAGCGCAGCCGCACCACCAGCCUCACGGGCGGCCCGAUGGAGGAGGUGCCGGAGGUACCGGAGCUACCGGAGGAGCCCGGGGCGGGCGAGGCGCAGGCGGAGCAGGCCUCCGGCAGUGGCGGCGGGGCGCCGGGCACACAGCUGCCGGUGGCGGAGCGCUCUGCCGGGUCCACCAUGGCGGAGGAGGCGACCGGCUCCAGUCCAGCCACAUUGUCUUCCUCAUCGGCCACCUCCGGCUCGUCAGGGCCCGGCGCCGGCACAGCGGAGCUGGACCCGGGGGCGAAGUCGCCGCCAAGGGCCGCGGAAGGCGGCCUUGCCACCGUGGACGCCUCGGCCGCGGAAGGGGAGGCGGCCGCCUCGGGGUCGCAGCUGGCGAGCGCAUCGUCCGUGAACGACCCUCAGCUGAUUGUGGCGGUGAAGCGCGUGCCGCUGGGCUGGAACCAGGAGCGCGAGCUGAUGCAGCUGCACCGCUGCCAGCAGUGCCCCUUCAUCGUGCGGCUGUUCGGGUUCGUGGAGGACGGCGACGAGCACUGCAGCUACGUCAUGGAGUGGGCGGAGGGCGGUGACCUGGCGGGCAUGCUUAUUUCCCUGAAGGACCGGCGCGGCGCCAACAAGCAGCGGCUGCUGAUGAGCGAGGCCAGCGCGCGCUACUACAUGGGCUGCCUGCUGCUGGCUCUGGAGUUCCUGCACAACAACGGACUGCUGCACAGAGACAUCAAGCCCAGCAACCUACUGCUGACCUCGGACGGCACCGCCAAGCUGGCAGACCUGGGCUUCACCGUGGCCCUGGACGCCAACGGCCAGACCGUGGGCUGCUGCGGCACCACCGGCUACAUAGCGCCCGAGGUGUACGCCUACGGCAGCAGCAAGACGCGCAGCAGCUACGGCGUGCCCGCGGACAUCUGGUCGGCGGCGGCGACGCUGUUCCAGGUGCUGACGGGCAGCGUGGUGACGGACCGGCCGGAGGAGGUGCUGAAGAAGGGCUGGCGGCCGCCCACGCACCCGCGCUUCAGCCCGCAGCUGCAGGACCUGUUCAACCGUAUGCUGGCUGCCAAGCCCAGCAAGCGGCCCCAGACCGUGGCGUCCGUCAUGCGCCAUGCCUGGUUUGCCGGCUUCGACUGGGCGGCGCUGCGCGGGGGCCGCAUGACCGCGCCCUACGUGCCGCGCGAGCGCCGCCACACGCGGCCUGAGCCUCCCCUUGGCGCCGCAGCGCCUGCGGGGCCGCCGGGCACAGGCGCCGCUGCCGGCACUCUGGCGGCAGCAGGGGCGGCUGGGAAUGGUGGCGGGGCGGGCUUUGCACGGCAAGGCAGCGGCGCAGGCAUGAGCACCGGCAGCAGCGGCGGACCGCCGCCGGCCUCGCCUGGGGGUCAGCGCCUGGCCACGGUGAUGGAGCGGACGGGUGGCAUGGACGGCAGCAACCGCGGCGGCGCCGGCGGCGGCGAGGCCGUUGAGGUGCCUCGGUCGUCGGUGCAGCGCAGUGCGCUGUCGCUGCGGGACGAGGCCAGUGUGCACCGGGGCCGGGAGGGGCUUGUGCGGGCCGGGUCGUCCUUUGACACAGCGCUGGACACCGUGCCCACAGCGGAGGCAGAGGCGGCCGCCGCGCACAACAUGGCAGUGGCGGCGCUGGCGGUUGCCGGGGCCAACGACAAUGUCAACGGCAACGGCGGCGGGUUGCAGCACGGGCACGGCCGUGUGCAUGGCCACGUGCGCUUCGCCAUGGGAGUGGCGGAGUGUGCCUAGGGCGGUACCGUAAUAAGGCAGGUCGUGUACCUGCCUGCGUGCGUGCAUUGUUCUUGCAGUAUUUUUGUGUGAGGGUAUGGCUUGCGAAUUGUCAGUGCUGGAUUGGCCGCAAGUUGCAAGGGCGAGUGUGUUCUUGCCCGCAAGCUGCAAGGGCGAGUGUGUUCUUGCGCGGCUGAGUGGGGGCGAGAUGGGUCUGUGAUUACACUUCUUCGAAGGAGUUUCUGACUGCGCAUUCUCGGGGGGACCAUCUUCGGGUUGCGGCAAACGCGUCCUACUUCAGCUUUAGUCCGUACCUAGGACGCGAAGCGCACACCCAUAGGGCAGCCAAGCGGCUUGUCGGUGCGGCAAGGUGUGUGUCGGAUGCGGAGGGAAAUUUCGCUGCAAGGAAAAUGAGAUUGGGGCGGGCGGUGCGGAGCAUGAUGCGCGGCGUGCUGGUUCAGAGGCGGGAGAGCUGACGGGUCCUCUGGUGCAGUGCAGGUACACCUCCGCAGGGGAUGUGUGGGGAAGACUGUCUGACACACGUACGGCGAUGAAUGGCACAUGGAUUCGACGGCAUAUUUGGGGCAUGGCAAUUUGGAGGAAAUGCCAGUCCGGUAGCGGCUAGAAGCAGAGAUUAGCAUAACCUGCUGCGACGCCAGGACCAUGCAUCACACUAGGCACAGAUGCUAUUUGGGGGUUGCAUCACUCGUCGCGACCUGCAUCGCGAAGGUGCAUCACUAGAAGCCUGAAACUGUGAUUCCAGAUUUGCUCGGACGGCUUCAGCUUGCGGGUGGACAAUAAAAGGUCUGACACAUGCAAUGAUGCUAUGGGUAGUUAUGGUGUGCCACUGUGCCCCCAUACAUGAUUCUCGCCAUCCGGGCGUGGCACGGCUUGUGCAUUGCAUGUUUGAUUCCGCUGAUCGUCAUCACGACACGGCACAGCUUGUGUCCGUACAGGGCACGCAGGAAUGGAUCGCUUGGGUUGGGCGCAUGGCGUUUUUAUGCGACCAUUGCUGUACCACUGAUUGGACUAGUCCUUUUGGGAUGGACCCUUUUCAGGGGACGGGGCCGUGGACAUAUGGAUAUGGGAUUACCGGUAUGUGCCAGAUGCGUGCUCAGAGGCCAAGGAUGGGGCGCGUUCGGGAUUCGGGGGAUUCGGGAUUUUCGCGCCGUUGAGGCGACGCCAUGUUGACAAGGUGUGGGUCGGUCCUGCCUUGUAACGGCCUAUGUAACGCUGAGACCAG
Messenger RNA from Chlamydomonas reinhardtii, 3873 nucleotides. RefSeq lists its product as uncharacterized. The transcript has 6 exons. Gene Ontology annotation, biological process: protein phosphorylation. NCBI's taxonomy places the organism in Eukaryota, Viridiplantae, Chlorophyta, Chlorophyceae, Chlamydomonadales, Chlamydomonadaceae. The record is from RefSeq and is a predicted model, not a curated record. Gene Ontology annotation, molecular function: protein kinase activity; ATP binding. Bases 144 to 2651 code for a protein of 835 amino acids.